AGAAACUACAGUGUCACGCCGACAGAUCGCAACAUCCACAAUGGAACUUUCUUAUCAAUCUAUCAGAACCGCGAAUCAAGCAAGAGAGGCGGAUGAAAUGAGAGCAGAGUCCAGAAGAAGACAUCUACUCAUAUUAAUCUUUCAUCAUUUAAUGGAGGCAGGGUACAUGGAUGCUGCCAGUGCUCUGGAACAGGAUACCAAUGUCUGCUUCCGGCGGUUUGAAGUGUGUGACAAUAUAGACCUGGACACUGUGUUGAUGGAGUAUGAGAGUUACUACUUCAUCAAGUUCCAGAGAUAUCCCAAACUAACCAAGAAACUGCCAGAACCAGUUGAAAGUAGGCAUGCAAGAAGUUGUGGAAAAAAGAGGAUCCCCAGCACUGGAGGUCAGCCCCUGCCCAGAAUAAACUCCUCCCACAGACCCCCCUCCAGGGGUGGAGUCAAGAAGACAGAACCCAAGAUGGUGGUCAAGGACGCCAGUAAAGCUGUUGGUGAGAACGGUGGGCGCUCCUCUCCUCCAGAGCCGACAGAGUUCGGCCUGAAUGUUUCUCCCAUCAUCAGGACCGGAGCAGGAGAAGGACAGAUGAAGAAGGGUCAGCUGAUUGACUGCAGAGGCCUUAUCCAGGAUGCAUCCAACAGUCUGUCAGAACCCAUGGAGCCUCUUCUGAAACCCCUCAGCGCCUUCAUUGGGAUGAACAGUGAGAUGAGAGAUCUGGCUGCUGUUAUUAGCAGGGACAUCUAUUUACAGAACCCCGCUGUGCGCUGGGAUGACAUUAUAGGCCUGCAGGCCGCCAAGCGAUUGGUCAAAGAGGCUGUCGUCUACCCUAUUAAGUAUCCACAGCUAUUCACUGGCAUCCUGUCUCCAUGGAAAGGUCUGCUGUUAUACGGACCUCCAGGUACAGGUAAGACACUGCUGGCCAAGGCUGUAGCCACAGAGUGUAACACCACCUUCUUCAACAUCUCAGCCUCCAGCAUUGUCAGCAAGUGGAGAGGAGACUCUGAGAAGCUGGUCAGGGUGUUGUUUGAGCUGGCUCGCUACCACGCCCCUUCCACCAUUUUCCUGGAUGAACUGGAGUCAGUUAUGAGCCAGAGAGGGACUGGAGGAGGAGGAGAGCACGAGGGCAGCAGAAGGAUGAAGACAGAGCUUUUGGUCCAGAUGGAUGGACUGGCCCGAUCUGAUGAUCUGGUUUUUGUCCUGGCAGCAUCUAACCUUCCCUGGGAGCUGGAUCAUGCCAUGCUGAGACGUCUGGAGAAAAGGAUUCUGGUUGGCCUUCCCUCUGGCAAUGCCCGACAGGCCAUGGUCUCUCAUUGGCUGCCUCCACUCAGCUGCACUGGAGGGGUGGAGCUACGCACCGAGCUGGACUAUAAGAUGAUUGCACAGGCGACGGAAGGAUACUCUGGCUCUGAUAUCAGGCUGGUGUGUAAAGAAGCAGCCAUGAGACCAGUCAGGAAGAUAUUUGAUGCUCUAGAGAGCCACCAGCAGGGGAGCUGCAACAUGCCUGUCAUUCACCUGGAAACUGUGACAACAGAGGACUUCCUGGAGGUGAUCGCUCACACCAAACCCUCGGCCAGGAACCUUCUAGACAAAUACACCGCCUGGGAGACUGAGUACGAGUCUGUGUGACACACUCAACAUAGCAAUAUACAGUGCCUUCAGAAAGUAUUCAGACCCCUUGACUUUUUACACAUUUUGUUAUUUUACAACCUUAAUUUAAAAUGUAUUCAAAAUAUAUAUUUUUUACUUUUUAUUUCAUUAUUUAAAUUUUACCCCUUUUCUCCCCAAUUUCGUGGUAUCCAAUUGUUUAGUAGCUACUAUCUUUUCUCAUUGGUACAACUCCCGUACGGGUUCGGGAGAGACGAAAGUUGAAAGUCAUGUGUCCUCCGAUACACAACCUAACCAAGCCGCACUGCUUCUUAACACAGCGGGCGCAUCCAUCCCAGAAGCCAGCCGCACCAAUGUGUCAGAGGAAACACCAUGCACACCCUUUGCUAUGAGGCUCGAAAUUGUGCUCAGGGACAUCCUGUUUUCGUUGACCAUCCUUGAGAUGUUUCUACAACUUGAUUCGAGUCCAUCUGUGAUAAAUUAAAUUGAUUGGACAUGAUUUGGAAAGACACACACCUGUGUAUAUGAGGUCCCACAGUUGACAGUGCAUGUCAGAGUAAAAACCAAGCUAUGACGUCUAAGGAAUUGUCCUUAGAGCUCUGAGACAGGAUUGUGUCAAGAAACAGAUCUGGGAAGUGUACCAAAAAAUGUCUGCAGCAUUGAAGAUCCCCAAGAACACAGCGCCCUCCAUCAUUCUUAAAUGGAAGAAGUUUGGAACCACCAAGACUCUUCCUAGAGCUGGCCGCCCUGCCAAACUGAGCAAUCAGGGGAGAAGGGCCUUGGUCAGGGAGGUGACCAAGAACCCGAUGGUCAUUCUGACAGAGUUCUAGAGUUCCUCUGUGGAGAUGGGACAACCUUCCAGAAGGACAACCAUCUCUGCAGCAUCCCACCAAUUAGGCCUUCAUGGUAGUUGCCACUCCUCAGUAAAAGGCACAUGACAGCCCACUUGGAAUUUGUAAAAAGGCACCUAGACUCUCAGACCAUGAGAAACAAGAUUCUCUGGUCUUAUGAAACCAAUAUUGAACUCCUUAGCCUGAAUGCCAAGUGUCAAGCCUGGAGGAAACCUGACACCAUCUCUACGGUGAAGCAUGGUGGUGGCAUGAGGGUAUGUUUUUCAGUGGCAGGGACUGGGAGACUAGUCAGGAUUGAGAGAAAGAUGAACGGAGCAAAGUACAGAAAGAUAAUUGAGGAAAACCUGGUCCAGAGCACUCAGGACCUCAGACUGGGGUGGGGGUUCACCUUCCAACAGGACUACGACCCUAAUCACACAGCCAAGACAAUCAGGAGUGGCUUCAGGACAAGUCUGAAUGUCCUUGAGUGGUCCAGCCAGAGCCCGUACUCUAACAUCUCUGGAGAGACCUGAAAAUAGCUGUGCAGCGACACUCCCCAUCCAACCUGACAGAGCUUGAGAGGAUCUGCAGAGAAGAAUGGAAGAAACUCCCCAAAUACAGGUGUGCCAAGCUUGUAGCGUCAUACCCAAGAAGAUUCAAGACUGUAAUUGCUGCCAAAGGCGUUUCAACAAAGUACUGAGUAAAGGGUCAGAAUUUCUUUCAUCUAAAAAAAUUGAUUGAUAUAUGAUGAUAUAUAUCAUAUAUCAUAUAUAUAUGAUAUAUGAUAUAUGAUUAUUAUAUAUGAUUGGUCAUAUUGAUUAUAUAUGUAAUUGCUGCCAAAGGCGUUUCAACAAAGUACUGAGUAAAGGGUCAGAAUUUCUUUCAUCUAAAAAAAUUGAUUGAUAUAUGAUUAUUAUAUAUGAUUAUUAUUUUUUCAAAUUUAGAAUAAGGCAGUAACGUGACAAAAUGUGGAAAAGGUCAAGGGGUCUGAAUACUUUCCGAAUGCACUGUACAUAUCUGUAGCAAUGAGCAUCUUAGAUUAGCAAUACAAUGUAAUAGAUCAGUGUGUCUGUACAUAGGGCUUGUCUGAGACAGAACCCAGUGUGUCUGUACAUAGGGCUUGUCUGAGACAGAACCCAGUGUGUCUGUACAUAGGGCUUGUCUGAGACAGAACCCAGUGUGUCUGUACAUAGGGCUUGUCUGAGACAGAACCCAGUGUGUCUGUACAUAGGGCUUGUCUGAGACAGAACCCAGUGUGUCUCUACAUAGGGCUUGUCUGAGACAGAACCCAGUGUGUCUGUACAUAGGGCUUGUCUGAGACAGAACCCAGUGUGUCUGUACAUAGGGCUUGUCUGAGACAGAACCCAGUGUGUCUGUACAUAGGGCUUGUCUGAGACAGAACCCAGUG
Messenger RNA from Oncorhynchus masou masou (cherry salmon), 3838 nucleotides. It is a transcript of the gene katnal2, whose product is annotated as katanin p60 subunit A-like 2. NCBI's taxonomy places the organism in Eukaryota, Metazoa, Chordata, Actinopteri, Salmoniformes, Salmonidae. The record is from RefSeq and is a predicted model, not a curated record. The coding region runs from base 41 to 1621 and encodes 526 amino acids. Gene Ontology annotation, molecular function: ATP binding; protein binding; ATP hydrolysis activity. The transcript has 16 exons.